AGUCCGUCAUGGAGCUGCUGGAAGUGGAGUCGAGCGUCGUCGUGUUCACCGCGCUCGCCCUCCUGCUGGCCGCCGCCGUCCUCCUCCGCCGCAGGAGAGAGGAGGCCGCCGCCUCGGUCGGCUCCCCAGCGGCCGCCUGCGCACACGACGAGCCUUCGUCCAGACGUUUGGCGGCUCCGCGACAGGCUGUCCCACAACCAGAAGCGGUUUCAGUAGAUCCAGAACCUGGCCAAGAGUCUAAAUCUUGUACCGGAACAGCCUCUGCACCAGAAGACAACCUUGUUGCACCAAUUUGUGGAUCAGAACCUGUUUCAGAAUCACCGUCUGUUCCGGAAGCAGUUUCAGUGCCAGAGCCUCUUUUAGAACCAUCAAUGAGACCAAUAAUUUCUGAGCUUUUUCCCAACACCGUCAAUGAAUUGUGCUUUGUUAAGGACACGCUUUCUUUAGCAUUGACUUCUGGUCCAGAAACUGCCCCUCAGCCAGAAGCCAUUGCAAAAAAAAACCCAGUUCCAGUGCAAGAAAAUAACCAUCAGCUAGAACCUGUACUUGAACCACUUUCAACACCAGAACCAGUUCCAGAAACCAUUCCUCAGGUGGAGCCUGUACAUGAAACACUUGUAGCACCAGAACCAGUUUCCAAAACUGUUCCUCAGCUGGAGCCUGUACAUGAAACACUUGUAGCACCAGAACCAUUUCCAGAAACUAUUCCUGUGCCAGAACCUGUACAUGAAACACUUGUAGCACCAGAAGCAGUUCCAGAAACACUUAUCCAGCUAGAAUCUGCCAUAGAAAAAUGUUAUGCUCUGGAACAGGUCUCUAAACCUGUAGAACCUGUACUGGAACAACUUUCAGAAACAGAACCCACCUCUGAACAAGAACUGGAAGCAGUAGUACUGGUUUCUGAACCAUUAUCAGUAGCACAGGUCAUUCCAGAAGAGUCGUCGUCUUCAAAGCCAGUUUCAGACCUACAACCAGUUGUCCAGUCAGAAUCAGAACCUAAAGAAUUUUUACAGGUGGUGGCUGAACGGCUUUUUGGACCCGUGGAUGAAUCGGUGUUCGCACCACUCCCCAGAUCCGACCAGGAGAAGCCACCGACUCGCGAACCUGUCGCUGAGCAAGCAGCUGACGACGCUGUGCCACAAGCAGAUCUGCAACCGGAACCAGAACCUAAUGGUGCAGCAGUAGAAGAUGACAAAGUGACAUUCACGCCCGGAAAGAAAGCCUUGAAGUUUGAGACGCUAAUGACCAAGGAGGAAUUGGAGGAGGAGCAAAGGGUGCAACAGGAGCAGUUGGCGGCUAUCUUCUUGCUCCUGAGGGAGAACGCGGAGGCUCUGGGUGAGGUGACGGAGGGCGACAUGGAGGAGCAGCUCAAGCUCUACUCGCUCUGACCAUGGCAACCACGUUGUAAAAGUCCGUAAGCCUCCAUGCUAUCGGAAACCACGUGAUGUUGUCCAUUCUGUUGUUUUGGUGGCUGCGCGGCUGUAGGACCACCGAUGGGUUUGAUUCCGCUCAACCUUUUUGGCCUCCUUGUUUGCAAAGUAGAAUAGAAGGGAACAGUUCUUUCAUUUGUACUAAAGUCAUUGGGGACAAAAAAACAACACUUUCUGGGCUCUUCUUCUACAAAACAAUCCAAACCUGAUUUGUAUGCCGACAAAGUCAUAGCCUGUGUUCCAAAUUCCUCCGUGUACACUUUAUAUAGAGUGCUGGCCAAUUUGUAGUGCAUCUGGAAUGUGUAGUGAGUAUGGGUUGCCGCUAUACAAUGCCCUCCAUGUAUCCCGCGAUGCAGUGGAAAGUAUUUAACAGCGAUGCUACUAAAAAUUCAAAUAGUCGUCCCUCGCCAUAUCACAGUUCACUUUUUGUGGUCUCACUGUAUUUUGUAGUACAUUGCGGAAUUUGAUCAUUUUUCCACACGGACUGAUUUUUAAAUAAUUGAUUAACAAUUCUUGGUGGAAAACAAGUAUUUGGUCACCAACAAAAAAAUAAUCAAGAUUUCUGGCUCUCACAGACCUGUAACAACUUCUUUAGGAGGCUCCUCUGUCCUCCACUCGUUACCUGUAUUAAUGGCACCUGUUUGAACCCGUUAUUCAACCCAAUUCCAAUGAAGUUGGGACGUUGUUUUAAACAUAAAUAAAAACAGAAUACAAUGAUUUGCAAAUCAUGUUCAACCUAUAUUUAAUUGAAUACACUACAAAGACAAGAUAUUAAAUGUUCAAACUGAUAAACUUUGUUUUUAGCAAAUAAUCAUCAACUCGUAUAUUCAAUUACAUAUAGGUUGAACAUGAUUUGUAAAUCAUUGUGUUCUGUUUUAUUUAUGUUUAACAAAAUGUCCCAACUACAUUGGAAUUGGGGUUGUAGGUAUAAAAGACACCUGUCCACAACCUCAAACAGUCACACUCCAAACUCCACUAUGGCCAAGACCGAAGAGCUGUCAAAGGACACCAGAAACAAAAUUGUAGACCUGCACCAGGCUGGGAAGACUGAAUCUGCAAUAGGUAAGCAGCUUGGUGUGAAGAAAUCAACUGUGGGAGCAAUUGUUAGAAAAUGGAAGACAUACAAGAUCACCAAUAAUCUCCCUCAAUCUGGGGCUCCAUGCAAGAGCUCAACCCCGUGGGCUCAAAAUGAUCACAAGAAUGGUGAGCAAGAAUCCCAGAACCACACGGGGGGACCUCGUGAAUGACCUGCAGAGAGCUGGGACCAAAGUAACAAAGGCUACCAUCAGUAACACACUACGCCACCAGGGACUCAAAUCCUGCAGUGCUAGAUGUGUCCCCCUGCUUAAACCAGUACGUGUCCAGGCCCGUCUGAAGUUUGCUGGAGAGCAUUUGAAUGAUCCAGAAGAGGACUGGGAGAAUGUCAUAUGGUCAGAUGAAACCAAAAUACAACUUUUUGGUAAAAACUCAACCCACCGUCUUUCAGCAUGACAAUGAUCCCCAACACACCGCCCUGGCAACGAAGGAGUGGCUUCGUAAGAAGUAUUUCAAGGUCCUCGAGUGGCCUCGCCAGUCUCCAGAUCUCAACCCCAUAGAAAAUCUUUGGAGGGAGUUGAAAGUCUGUGUUGCGCAGCGACAGCCCCAAAACAUCACUGCUCUAGAGGAGAUCUGCAUGGAAGAAUGGGCCAAAAUACCAGCAACAGUGUGUGAAAACCUUGUGAAAUCAACAAAUGGGUAUAUAACAAAGUAUUGAGAUUAACUUUUGUUAUUGACCAAAUACUUAUUUUCCACCAUAAUUUGCUAAUAAAUUCUGUAAAAAUCAGUGAUUUUCUGGAUUUUUUUUCUCUCAUUUUGUCUCUCACAGGUGUUACAGGCCUCUCAUCUUUAUAAGUGGGAGAACUUGCACAAUUGAUGGCUGACUAAAUACUCAGCCCCCCCCCUGUACAUAACACCAUCAAUUUAACAUUUUAGCCUCAUCACUUGAUCUGACACUCUUUUCACAGCAGACAUUCUUAGCGAACUCUUCAACAGUAACCCCUACUCAAUUUCUCUUCCCUGCCUCACUAUGGUAAAAUGAUUUGAACCCUGCCCCUAAACAUCUAGCCUUAUUGCCUUUCCUCCUGCUCUCCUGGACACACAAUAUAUCAACCUUUCUCCUAAUCAUCAUGCCAACCAACGCCUGAGCUUUUCCUGUCAUAGUCCCAACAUUCAAAGUCCGCACUUUCAGUACUAGGCUCUGUGCUUUCCUCUUCUCUGGCAAAGAAGCCACUUUCCACUUCUCCUUCGUCUGCGACCCACAGUAGCUGAAUUUCUACCGGCGCCCUGUAGGUUAACGGUGCCGGUGGCGGACAUUGUUAACCCGAGCAACGACUGAUCCGGUAUGGAAUUCUUUGGAUGAAGGCUCAUAUUUGGCAAAGUUGUAAGCCUGAUACCCUUCCUGACACAACCCUCUGCAUUUAUCCGGGCUUGGGACCGGCCUACAGUUUGCACUGGCUUGUGCCCCCCAUAGGGCUGCAUUACUAAUUGCACUCGAGGAGUCUUCCAAAACUAUUUUUUUAAAUUUUGACUCAUGAAUUUCUUUUCUCCAAGAUCUAAAAAUCCGUCGAUCGUGAAUGAUGAAUGAUGCAGGUCCUUCCCCAGACGGCAAAAAGUAUUUUUAGUGAGAUUGCAAUUGUACAACACUCCCACCUCUGGUGCCUUCGGAAACACUCAGUAACAUUAGCGUAACAUACCCGCUAGGGUUUCAUCUUCUUGGCUUUUGCUAGAUCAUGUGUGAUCACAUGAGAGCUCUGUCUUUGAGGACUGGAUUCGAGAUUGGUGGUGGAACAGAAUCUUUGUGUCUGGUGUUCCAUGUUGAGAUUAUCAGAGCACACCACACACGGUGCAAGCAAAAUUGUUAAAUGCCUGAUUUUUUAUCUUCAUGUGUGGGCUCUAUAAGAAACGAAUAAAUACAUUUGUUAAGGUGUAUAAAAUCCCUGUGUGCGCACCAGGCCUAACCCAGUCAUUCAAGAGAUUUUUAGUGGGAACUAUCUUGGCCCACUAUGUAAAAUCCCUAAACUGUAUAGCAGGAAGGGAAUGAGUGAUGCUUGUGACCACACAACCAAAUUUGAAAAAGGAACACAUCCAAACCCAGUUUCAAUGUGCACAUUUGGCUUCAGGCGUUCAAAAAGUGGAGAGCAAUAACUUUCAGAUGGGACAUUUAUUGAUUUAUUUCCAUAACUAUGAUAAAAAGAACAUAAAAAGCACCAGCGGUGUCAGAUUGUGCUGAAUGACAAAGGGAAGGGGCGGAGCGCAAAAGCAGCACAGUCUUUUUCAACCAAUCACAACACAAGAAGGGAUUCACGAAAGAAUGCGGCGGGCAGUUAAAGGACGUCGCUUUCGGCCGUGUGAAGCAGCGAGUCGUCAGCGUCCGUCAUCACGCUGCUGUCCUGACUGUCGUCCGCCUCCACCACGGCUGAAACGGAGGCACAAUUUGACCAUGAUGGUGUCAUGACAAUCGCAAUAACGAUGACGUCACAAUCACAAUGUUGACCAUGACAAUGAUGUCAUCACAAUCACGAUGACAUAAUGACGCCUGAUGUGCGUGUGUACCUUCGUCCUCAGGCAAGUAUCUUUUAUCAAUGGCUUCUUUGAUCUGGUUGUUUGCUCCUUUGGGGUCCAGAUCCAUGGCCCAGCUGAAGUUCAUGAGUGCCAGAUGAGUCUGACCCAGUUUCUUGUACACCUUACACACACAAAUGCACACAAAUGACUUGGACACGGUCUUGUGAAUGAAUGGCUGAAGACCAGGGUCCGACGUUAAGCCUUUUUGCGUGGUGGCCCUGUCAGAACUUGUUCUGGCCCCGUAUAUUCAUGAUAAAAUGUUUUAAGUGUUAAUUUCGCAUAUAGCAUAUUUAUACUGUAUUAUUUAAGCGCUUUUAACAAAUUAUUAGUACAAUCGCAUUCAUGGCGUUGACUGAACGAACCUGACUAAAAUUAAGACAACGCAAUUGCAAAAAUAAUAAUGCUUCAAAGAAUUACAAAUGUAUUAAAAUAUUUACUGACUUUCCAACAAUAUCUUGUGUGCAGACUACAUUAUAUAUUAAUAUAUAUGUACAUACAUAUUAUAAAAUAUUGGCCGGAUGGUGGGAGGCUAAGUUUAGGGGAGCAUUGUGCGUGUGUUAUGAUUUUGAUUUACUUUUAUUUAUUAUUUUGUCUAUUGUUGAUUGUCUAUGUGUUGAAAGGACCCUCUUGAAAAUGUGUUGUACUAUCCUUGAAAUAAAUACUGGUACAUAAAUAA
This is a messenger RNA of Phycodurus eques (leafy seadragon), 5706 nucleotides long. RefSeq names its product FILIA-N KH-like domain-containing protein. Bases 9 to 1388 code for a protein of 459 amino acids. The record is from RefSeq and is a predicted model, not a curated record. The transcript has 4 exons. NCBI's taxonomy places the organism in Eukaryota, Metazoa, Chordata, Actinopteri, Syngnathiformes, Syngnathidae.